AUGCGGCCCUUUCCCCUCGUCCUGUUUGCCGCCACCGCUCUGGCUCAUCCCGCCUCUGAUGUUGUCAAAAAUCUCAACCUACCGGCGUCGUGUCCGACGCUCAAGACGGCCGCCAAGGUGGCCGAGUACAGGCAGUAUUUCGACUCGACCCUUUUGCCGCGGCUCCGUGAAUGCGUUCCUUCCCACGGACUCUACAAGCCCUUCCAAGGCAUCUCCGACCUCGGCUUCCAGUCGCGUUUCAAAAAGACAGAUUAUGGCUGCGCUCCCAUUGUUCAAAACUAUGGAUGCGGCCAUGGCUUUCACUGCCAAUACCAGAAAAAGUGCGUCCGGGAAUUGGACUGCGCGGGUCAAGAUGCAACCAAGUGCUUCAUGGAAAAGUGCGACGAGCACACGCGGGAGAUGCGGUGCGUCAUCAAGAAGAAGCCGCCGCCGGGGAUAGUGCACGAGAUCGACUACCUAGACAUCAUGGUUCAGAUUGGUCAAAUACCGGCCAUGGGAGCGCUUACCGUCGAGCUCAUGGUCGACGGGGUCUUCCACACCCUACCGCUAUUCAACGACCUCAAGGCCCGUGGGUCCGCUCACGUUACGCUUGACUUUCAGCAGCUGUUCGGCAGGAAGACGAUACCGCUCGAGUCCUUGGACGAUAUCCGUCUGGUGUUCAACGGUCAGCAGGACCUUACCUUUACCGCGCUCGCGUUUUGCAACCUGAAAUUCGAGGUUCAGAACGUCAGGAUCAUGGUUCGCGAAGUCGCCAGCGGUCUCUUCUUCCAAGCCAACCCCAUCUACGUCGAGCCCGACACGGGAAGGCCAAACUGGAAGGUCGCGGGCAGCUGCAGGGCAAAAGACGAGGCCAUCCUGGACACUGGAAUAUCUUUCUUCGACUUUGAGUCGAAAACGGCCGGCUUCAGCGAGUCAUCCGAGAUGAAGGAAUGCGAGGUACGUUGCCUCCUUGCCGUCCAGGAACUGGCGCGGAUGCCGGAUGGGGAGGGAUGCUGA
Molecule: messenger RNA, 996 nt
Organism: Drechmeria coniospora
Lineage: Eukaryota; Fungi; Ascomycota; Sordariomycetes; Hypocreales; Ophiocordycipitaceae
Exons: 3
Coding region: 1-996 (331 amino acids)
Source: RefSeq, a predicted model, not a curated record